Messenger RNA from Darwinula stevensoni, 1521 nucleotides. The record is from the annotation of a GenBank genome assembly. Lineage: Eukaryota; Metazoa; Arthropoda; Ostracoda; Podocopida; Darwinulidae.
AUGCGCAGAGAUCAAGUGGUGGGACUUACACUGGACCAACAGGAAGCGAAUAAUAUCACGGUCAUGGAAUGGAGCGCAAGUAGUAAGGCCAUUGAACAGUGUCUGGCUAUGGGACAGAGUGAAGGAACACAGAUCUUGUGCAAGAAUUACGUGAGGAUCCUGGCCAUCCAGAGAAAAGAUGAUCAGCAGACGACGGUACUGGUUUGUGGGACUCAUGCUUUCCAGCCCCAGUACAGGAAAAUGGGAGUAUCUCAUCAUAAUGGAAAAUGGAAAUGGAUCAGUGGGCCAGAAGAAGGGAAGGGAUUGUGUCCAUUUCAUCCAGGAUAUAAUGCCACUGGAUUUUUCGCACAAGAUAAAAGGCUCUAUGUGGGAACGGUGCUUGACUUCGGAGGAAUCGAUCCAGUGAUCUAUCGAAGGCCUCACGAAGACGACGAGAAAGAUCAUCCUUUGCGUACCGAACAGUAUGACCUCAAGCAGCUCAAUGAACCACAUUUCGUGAACUCUAUGGAAGACGAUGAUUACGUCUAUUUCUUCUUCCGAGAAAGAGCCUGUGAAGUUUUUCAAUGCGGGAAGGUGCCGGACCCCCGACCUGGUAGCACUCUAGUGAAUGACAGUACGCUACUAUCUGAAUAUGCUGUCAAUUUCAUCAAGUUGUAUCCAUUCAUGUAUGACCAUGUUCAGCCGAUCUAUCAAGAGCCCAUCUUCGUCCUUUCUCAAGACGAGAAUAAUGCUCGAUUGAGCCGAAUUGUCGUCGAUGAGAAUAUUACAAUAGAGGAUGGGGGCAUUCGUGAUGUCAUUUUCGUCGGAACAGAUGACGGAAGAGUGCUAAAGAUUGUCUACAAUGAAGAUGAGGCUGCAGAGAAAGUGAAUGCAGUCGUGGUAGAGGAAUUGGAAGUGUUUGGUAAUGCGAAAAGGGUGGUAAAUAUGUAUCGCUAUCGAGAAGAGGGGGAACCUGCAAAGAUCGUCGUCAUCGGAGAUGAACAGAUCAAGGCCUUGCUUGUUCAUCGUUGCGAUCUCGUCAAGUCCUGCAGUGACUGUGUGAAGCUUCAAGACCCUUACUGUGCAUGGGAUACGAUAGACAAUCAUUGUGCUAAAGUGGGCAAUGGAAGUAAUGAAAAUAAACCCUUCCGCUACGUCCAAGAUGUCCGUUCUGGCAAAAACUUAAGAUGUCCAGAGAUAAUGUCGCAUUUAGGGAAUGCGGGCGAAAGCAAAGGAAUGAUACUCAAUGCCAUCUCCGAGGACUCCGAGCCAGCAAGGAGGCCCCAACGUAAUGCGACAAUCGUGGGAAGCCGUUUGCCAUCUCACUCGGAGUCAGAUGGAUUGCUCACGUCACAAAAAAAUGAAUUGUUCUCUGCUGGUCCGAUGGCAGCGACCGAAGGAAGUUUGGACGAAAAUGGGAAGAUUUUAAUCACAGCCGUUGUUUGCUCAGUCGUCUUUCUCAUGGCGGGAUUCCUCGCUGGGUUCCAAUUCAACAGACAAUGCAGAACUGCACCAGACAGCUACCCAGCUCUGGAAAAGUGA